GCGCUCUCGGAGGGCUGCUUCGGUUCACUCUGAUUUGUCUUCUGUCGCUUCCAGUGACGGGCGUGCUCAUCACGGCCCUCGUGGCCAACGUCUGCCGCUUCGGCAAGGGCGUGCUCCAGAUGAUGCACCACCAGAGUUAUAUGAUGUGUGCACCCCACCUGCAGGAUCGGCCAGCCUUCGAGCCCAACCAGGUGAGAAAGGAGUUCACGUGCCAGGCAUGGGCGACACCAACAUGCUGGACGGCUGGGACGGCAACACUCAAGGCGUGGCGACAUUUCCUUCUCAGGAACGUCGUGAUGGUGCCUUCGCUGCGGGAGAAGAAGAGCUCACUGCAUGAGUUCAAGGACCAGGCACUCAAGGAGUUCGCGGCCAAGGCCAUGGCCACCCUCAACGAGACCCUCCCGUGCGCGAUGGUCAAGGCCACGGGCCCGCUCCUCAACCAGUAUGAGGAAAAGUUCAAUCAGCAUAUUCGGCUUCUACGUCGGGACCUGGACUUGCAACCCCAGCGCGUCAGCACGGUUGAGACCAAGUUCGCGGCAAUGGAAAAGAGGCUCGCCCACUUGGAGCGCGAGCUCGACCUUGCGAAAACCAAGCCCCGCAACAUCCCGAUCGCCUCUGCCGACUGGGACCGCGAGGUCGACCCGACGAUUAUGCACGUCCGCGCUCCUGAACCUGUCCCUCGUAAGAGCGUCGAAGGAGCCAUCAAGCAGUGGCCCCAAGCGGCCAGCAUCACCCUCGGCGAGGACGUGCUGCUACAAGGCGAUGAGUUCGCGAAGCAGUUCAUGCUCGUCUUCCAAUGCCCACACCCUGCCACGCGUGAGAACAGACGCAAGCAGGCUCAGGCUGCCUUUCGCCAUGCAUCUGGGCAGAGGAGGUCCUUUCACAUUCAGCUCGUCACGAAGAAUAUCCCCCUGCACGUCUCUGCCGACAAGAACCGCAAAGAGAUUGCUACGGAGAUGGCAUGCAAGAAUUUGCGGCGUGCCAUCUCAGAUGAGUUCGGAGUCGCGACUUUCAUCGACCGCGAAGGAUCUCCCAAGCCGAUACCUUGGUGGCUGUUCAUGAUGUUCAUGGAGACGACGCUGCUGUGCGUGAGGCUCUUCAGCGCGCUGCCAUUACUCACUUACCGCUCGCGUCGCACAUUGGGGUGCAGCGUGCGGGGGGAGUUCUCGCACUCGUACCUAAGGUGCGGGCUCAACUUCCUGCUGCCGGCGCCAUGCCAGACCACGUGCCUCCACUUCCUCUUCGACCUCUUCCACGACUUCGCCUCGUUCCUCCAGCCCGUCUACAUCGUGCUCGCCUCGUCCUCCGAGGAGCUGCCCCGCGAGGGCUUCCUCCCCGACUUCGCUGCACCUCCGGCCCGCUCGGAGGCCACCUGCCCGGGGCGCGGCGGGCUGAGCUCGGCCUGUGGCUGCGUCCUCGCCGGCGCGGGCGCGCCC
Messenger RNA from Prorocentrum cordatum, 1436 nucleotides. The record is from the annotation of a GenBank genome assembly. NCBI's taxonomy places the organism in Eukaryota, Dinophyceae, Prorocentrales, Prorocentraceae.